ACCGACAAUGACAAGUAAUCAAUAACAAAGUGUAUAAUGAAAUUGUUUUGUUGUGGUUUUAAUUUGUACCGUCAAUUUGAGUGUUCCAGUAACAUUAUAAGGAAUUUCGUGGAGUGCACGUAUGACCGCGCAAGGGCUUUUACGCCUGGUCACACGUAUAACCUCACAAUUGAGGAUGGGGGUGUAUUUAUGCUCAACAACCACAAACGCACUCAACUUCCCCUGCCAAAUGAAUUUAAGGCACAAAAGGCUCUCGGUAUCGACAGCAGAUGUUUAAUAUUGUCAACGAAUGGGGUUCUACUCAAAUACGACCUAACAAAGUCCACAUGGGUCGAACUCUCUAGGAACAUCUCUAAAAUUGCAUUUGGAAACAAGCUCGCCAUUGCACUAGAUUCAUCUGGAAGCAUUUUCAACCUACCCUUACAAUUGGAGUUUAAUCGACGUAUAAUUGACAUGGCUACCGGCUGUGAACAUUGCCUACUGUUGGACGAAUCAGGAAGGGUAUACAGCUUCGGACGUGGCAGUCGUGGUCAAUUAGGUCAUGGCAGUUUAGCCGACGAAGACGAACCCAAGCUGAUAGACGCUCUGGAUGGCAUAAAAAUUAAAAAAAUCGCAGCAGGCGGCUGGCAUUCGUGCGCUGUUAGCGUCGACGGUGAUUUGUACAGUUGGGGUUGGAACGGAAACGGACAGUUGGGCAUUUACAAUGACGAGAAGAUUGCGUUAGCCGUGAUGGCCUGCCCUCAUAUUAUCAAUUUUGAUGAUGAUAUUCAGCUCAACGUGGUGGAUGUUGCUUGCGGCAGACGGCACACGGUUGUAUUUUUGAGUAACCGGAAGUUGUAUGGUGCAGGAUGGAAUAAGUAUUGCCAAUUGACAGAUGUAAUUCGCAAAGAAAAUGUUUAUAAGAUGGAGUUUCUUUAUGAUUUUAGUGGUGUGAAUGUUGAAAAGCUAAUGUGUGGUCCUUGGUCAACAGUUUUAUGUGUAUCUAUGUAUUAAAUAAAUGUUUUACAUCCUCUA
Molecule: messenger RNA, 1014 nt
Organism: Photinus pyralis (common eastern firefly)
Lineage: Eukaryota; Metazoa; Arthropoda; Insecta; Coleoptera; Lampyridae
Product: RCC1 domain-containing protein 1
Exons: 3
Coding region: 37-993 (318 amino acids)
Source: RefSeq, a predicted model, not a curated record